AUGGCUAACCAAGGGUUUCAAAGUCCUCCAUCCACUCCAAGUGAGCCCACACUAGACCUCACAGCUUUCUCUCCGCAAACAUUGCAGGACUUGAGCGAUCAUAGUUUUCUUGACGAUGCGUGGAACGUGGAGGACCAGUCCUUCCAUCCUUACAUACCACUAAACCCGGAGUACGUAAAUCACUUUGAUCUCGGCAGAGGGCUUCAUACGCUGCCCUCGCCCCACACGAAUCAUAAUCAGCCCUCAACGUUCGACAUCUCAGCAUUGCCAUACUCACCUUUGGAUUCCGAGGCAGUGGCCGUUCCAAUCCCCUCGCAACCUGAGAAUGACUUACACGAUGCUUUGCACCCGACAACCGUAACUCUGCCACCGAGUCCGUCCUUCAACUCGCGAAAGAGAAAAAGAAUCAUGUCCGAUCAAAAUCCAUGGCAACAGAAGUUUGCCUGCCCCAUAUUUCGAGCGGAAGUCGAGAACGGUCUUCCGCACAACUGCAACGGCAAAGGCGGGAACACCAUGUCUGAAGUUAGACGACAUUUGACACGACCUUCUGGUGGCUAUCCAGCCCAUCUCUCAUUCCUCAAGCGGUGCACGACAUGCAAUAAAGAUGUAAUCGACAAGUCCAAAUUCGCUGAAAGUCAUGGCGCAAAAUGUCACGAUCCUCAGCCAUUGAAGAAGAAGGAUGCAGCAUACGAGCAGUACCAAGCACUCUACAACCUACUAAAGGAAUCUGCUAUUGUUAAGUCCAAAGAAGCCAGCCCAUGGGAACCCGAGCGACAAACUGAUUCUGGAGUUGAGGCUACCGUGCCUUCAGUCGCAGAUACAUCCAUUACCCACUUGCCCCUUUCCAGGGCAGUAACAACACACACGCCCUCGGUCGUAACACCACUACCUGAUCUUGGCUCCAAGAAGUCAUACUCAACUCCUUGGGCACUGUUGGACUCUGAUUCAGACGACCCACCGCCCCAAUACGAAACAGAAAACUCACCAGAUGUUGAGGCAGUGACGGCCACGUACAACAGAGCCGGAGUCUCGGAGAGUAGGAUGGACGUUGAGGACUGCUCGAUACACUCGGCCCCAAGUUGUUCACAGUCACCUUCUACAUGGAUGAAUCUUGCCUAUGAGCUUCCGUGA
This is a messenger RNA of Cucurbitaria berberidis CBS 394.84, 1131 nucleotides long. RefSeq lists its product as uncharacterized. Lineage: Eukaryota; Fungi; Ascomycota; Dothideomycetes; Pleosporales; Cucurbitariaceae. The coding region runs from base 1 to 1131 and encodes 376 amino acids. The transcript has 4 exons. The record is from RefSeq and is a predicted model, not a curated record.